This is a messenger RNA of Pseudogymnoascus verrucosus, 1605 nucleotides long. RefSeq lists its product as uncharacterized. Lineage: Eukaryota; Fungi; Ascomycota; Leotiomycetes; Thelebolales; Thelebolaceae. The record is from RefSeq and is a predicted model, not a curated record. Bases 1 to 1605 code for a protein of 534 amino acids. The transcript is spliced from 2 exons.
AUGACAGAGUUAAACCCCGUAGCUCGACAGCCACGUCGAAAUCACUCACUUGUGCAUCAGCGAGUUUCUAGCCUUCAAACCUUCCCAGAACAAAUCCGCGCGCCCAAUAAUACACAAAUCGAGAACAAAGAGAUAGUGGAAGUCCCAAAGCCCACUGAGCUACAGCGAAGUCCUCUACACUCGAAGCACCUUCGUGCCACAGUCCCAGAGAGUAUCCCGCCAUCAAAGAGCCAAAUCAUUCACGGAUGCACCAGAGAGCGUGCUAUUGACAGUGUCAAACGGUGGUUGGAGCCCGUUUCGGGAUCAAAAUUGGGAUCCUGUCAGGAACGACGCUCCCACUCAGACUCGAUCCAAAAUCACUCUGAAGUUACCUACUCUGGCAACAUCCCUAUCCCUCGAAACUGCACAAACUCGGCGCCAGUCGAAGGGGGAACUCGAGAUACCGAAAAGUUUGCUCAGGCACUUGCCAUACCUCUGAUACAAUCUAGUCGGAACGGAGAGGAUCACGGUACUCAUUGCGACGAUUGUUCAUGCUCUCGAUCAGCUACGCCAGAAGAUGCAUCUACAACCUUUACUAUGUUAAGUAGGCAAUCUCUUGUUGAGAAUCCUAUGUAUAGGGCACAUUUAAAGCAGAACGGCAUCGAUUUACUCCCUUCGUACAACCAUUUGCCAGGGAAUAUUUCAGACUUCGUCAAUCAUCUAUGGAAAUAUCGCAACCCGAUAGGGCCAUUGGAAAGUCAAAUACAAUCGGAUAAGCGACUAGCAAAGCUUAGAACGGGUUCCGCAGAGAGCGAGGUCGCAUCAUAUUUCCAGGAACAGCUAUUCCUGGUGUCCGAACAGACAGAUAUCCUAAAGGGAAGCCUCAAGUUGCCAAUGUCUAAGCUUGUUGUCCCAGGCGUCGAUUCAGAAUUGAGGGUUAGCAUCCCAGUCCCUGAUAUUCUCUACGGUUACGACUGGUUAGGCGCUUUCACCGACGAAGAACAAGUCCAACUUAAUUCAAUGGUGAUCCCGGUCUUUGGUAACAAUGACGGCUUGGUAUUUCCCUUCUUCGCAAUAGAGCAAAAGGGGGAUGGUCCAGUCAGUCGAGGGAGCUUAUGGGUUGCAACGAACCAAUGCCUAGGUGCCUCUGCAUCGUGCGUCAACAUAGUUGAGCGAUUUAACCAGCUCCUGAGACAGUGCAACGAUAACAACGACGACAUUAAAGGCGGUAAUAUUGACGUCGGUCUACCCAAUAGCACAUCUUUUAGUAUAGCUAUGAAUGGCUCCGAGGCGCGCCUCUACGUUACCUGGAAGCACGACGAGUUUAAAUACCACACUGCAAUCGUCGAUAGCUUCCUCCUCCAAAGACCCAUGGAUUUCCUCAAAUUCCGCAGGUACGUCCUGAAUAUACUCGACUGGGGCAUGAGUGCACGCCUCACAGCAAUCCGGAACUCGUUGGGCCACCUUCGCGAGGAGAGCAGGAAGAUGGCCUCAAGACGGGCUAAGGCCCGACUGUCGCCUUCGAUGGAGGACCGAGAUAACGGACAGGCUCAAAAACGGCGCAGGGGCUACCGACGAGCCGUUGUGGAUGACACGGAGUCGAGCAUGGAUCCACUGACACUUUAG